This is a messenger RNA of Arachis duranensis, 1794 nucleotides long. RefSeq lists its product as uncharacterized. The coding region runs from base 526 to 1023 and encodes 165 amino acids. The record is from RefSeq and is a predicted model, not a curated record. The transcript is spliced from 9 exons. Lineage: Eukaryota; Viridiplantae; Streptophyta; Magnoliopsida; Fabales; Fabaceae.
AAGCCCUAUUUUCGAUUAGAAACCCUAACCCCAACCAUUUCAAAAUUUUAUUGAUGCGCGAUUUUUCUUUGUUUGUUCGAUUUCCUCAUAGUUGCUUGUGAAGUUGUGUUCCUCUCUGCUCGUGUCGCCGUCGCGCUUGUCGCUGUUCGCGCGCCGUCGUGCUCGUCGCUACUCGCAUCGGCGCAUUGCCGUCGUGCUUGUUCGCUGCUCGCAUCGUCGUCGUGUUCGUUGCUGCUCUGCAUUUCCUCAUCGUUGCUUCUGAAGUUGUGUUACUCGCUGCUCACGUUGCCUUCGUGCUCGUCUCUGCUCACGCGCCGUCGUGCUUGUUGCUGCUCGUGCGCCUUCGUGCUCAUCGCUCUGCAUUUUGAACUUCUGAAUUUUGCUCUGCUCGAUUCCAAUUUGCUCGCCUUCUUCUACUUGCGACGUUUUUCUUAGCCCCUGGCUAGGUGCUGAUAUGCUUUGCUUCCCCGUGGUGCUCGUGCUCUUUCCAUCACAGAUAGUCUCCUUGCUUUACUCAGCUUUGUUAUGGCUGAAGUUGAUGAGAAAUUCUAUUGUUGUAGGUGUUGGAGUUGGCUGAGAAUGCUUCCGGUUCAAUCAAUUUGCUGCCAGAGUCAUGAUAAUUGCUUGGCUGAUUUAUCUGGAGCAUUGCAUUGUGAUGCUGUUAUGAAUUUCAAGUUCUCUAGAACUAAGUGUUAUCCAGCAGCUGCUGCAAAAAACCGUCACCUAUGUGAGAGUCUUGCUGACAGUUGCUUUCCCAUAAGCCAGGGGCCAUCAGCAAGCCGUCUUCAUGAAUUGUUUAUACACCAGUUUUGUGAUGCUUACACCUGCUCAGGGAAACAGAAGCCUUUCUCUAGAGGAGGCAAGGAGCAAAGUAGUUUCUUCCGCCUGGCUGCUGGAGCAUUGAUCUUGGUGCUACUUCCUGUGUUCUAUCUUUUUCUUUAUCUUGUUCAAAGUGAUAUGAAGGGUCGAACUCAGGAGCUUCGUCGCAUCUCAAAAGCAGGAUGGAAAGGCAAGCCGUCAUGAGUCAUGAAUGUGUCCUUCAUGGACAAUUCUACAAUUCCUAAAGACAAGAAACUGGAGAUCUACACUGCAAAAUAAAAAAAGAGUAACUAGUAAGUGUCCAACAGAGAAGAGUUGAAUCUAAUAAGAAAGCUGAGGUUGGUUGUGUGUUAUGAAGUUAGAGGGUACUGAGAUUUUGAAGUGCAACUAUGCAGCAAGAAACAUCCCCAGAGGUGUGGUCCUGUUACCCUUCACUCUUGUUGUGAUAGUGCUCCUCUUUCCUCUCCUCAGAACCUUGAAUAUAUCAGCUUCUAAGAUAUUUGCCAGCUUUGAAUCUAAAGAAGAAACAAGAAGGACUAGUUGCAAUGUUUUCUCUGGGAACUAGACUCCUUAUCUGAAGGGACCGUACUACAGCAAUGAGACAUGCCCUUUCAUAUUUGACAAGCAGAAUUGCCUUCUACAUGGAAGACCUGACAGGGAGUUUCUUCAAUGGAGAUGGAAACUUAAUGAGUGUCAGCUUCCUCUCUUUGAUGCUACUUAGUUCUUGAAGAUGGUCAAAGGGAAGUCAAUGGCCUUUGUUGGGGACAGUUCUAUUUAGCAUAUGGGACAAGUCAAGCAUGGAUAUAAAAUAUGCAAGUAGAUUGAUAUCUUUUUGAUAAAUAUUAAUUACUAUUUUGUUAUGACAAUUAUUGUUAGACAAGAAUUUUAUUAUUUUGUUGAGAAUUAUUGAUGAACAUGUAUUUAAAAUACUAAUUGAACUUUUAAAUAUCUAUUUUAAUUAGAAUUUUAUUAUUA